UUGUCGUCAGCACUGGGCGACGACUUGCUUAGUGCUAGGGAGCUCGUUUGUGACUUUCGAUCAGCCCUUGCUGUAUAGAAUAAGAAAAACGAAAUAUUUUUCCCAGUGUUUGUCAGAUACGUCGACAUUUAGAUAUCUUUAAUAUAUUUUUAUUUAUACAGUUAAUGUUAGUCGUUAUAUUUUGCCUGACAUACAGAAAAUUGGAGUAGGUAACACGUUUCCGCUGUCAGAAUCAAUCAUGGACGAGAAAGAGCUGGUGGAGUACUUCCAGACUCAAAUGAGGAAAGACCCUGAUGUGGCCUCUGCAGUGGCAGCCAUCCGCACGCUCCUGGAAUUCCUAAAAAGAGACAAAGCUGAGACAUUGUUCGGUCUAAGGAAGAACCUGACCCAAGCCAUUGACCGGUUGGCCGAGGUGGACUCCUCAGUGGCAGUGUCUUCAGGCGGGGAGCUCUUCCUGCGCUUCAUCAGCCUCACGUCACUGGAACAUUCGGAUCUCUCACAGUGCAAAAAAGUAAUGGUUGAACGAGGAGAGCUUUUCCUGAAGAAAAUGUCUCUCUCUAGGAGCAAAGUUGCAAAACUCUGUCACACUUUCAUUAAAGAUGGAGCAAAAAUCCUGACACAUUCCUCAUCCAGAGUGGUUCUGAGGGUCCUGCAGAGUGCAGCAGCAGAUAAGAAACGUUUCACUGUUUAUGUUACAGAGUCACAGCCAGACUCUGCUGGGCGAAACAUGGCAGAAGCUUUAAGUAAACUCAACGUUCCAGUUACAGUGAUCUUGGAUGCAGCAGUUGGAUACAUACUGGAGAAGGUAGAUCUGGUAAUUGUGGGAGCUGAAGGUGUGGUGGAGAGUGGUGGAAUUAUCAACAAGAUUGGUACCUACCAGCUCGCCCUGUGUUCUAAAGCCCAUAACAAACCCUUCUAUGUGGUUGCUGAGAGCUUCAAGUUUGUCAGGCUCUACCCUCUGAACCAGCAAGAUGUCCCUGACCGGUUUAAGUACAAAGCAGAUACCUUGAAGACAGCUAAGAACUUGGCCAAGGAACACCCCAUGAUUGACUACACUCCACCCUCCCUCAUCACCCUCCUCUUCACUGACCUUGGAGUCCUCACGCCAUCAGCUGUUAGUGAUGAGCUUAUCAAGCUUUACCUGUAAACCAUUUCAGAAUCUCAAAUAAAAACAUAAACUUUGU
Molecule: messenger RNA, 1184 nt
Organism: Scleropages formosus (Asian bonytongue)
Lineage: Eukaryota; Metazoa; Chordata; Actinopteri; Osteoglossiformes; Osteoglossidae
Gene: eif2b1
Product: eukaryotic translation initiation factor 2B, subunit 1 alpha
Exons: 9
Coding region: 239-1147 (302 amino acids)
Biological process (GO): translational initiation
Cellular component (GO): eukaryotic translation initiation factor 2B complex
Molecular function (GO): translation initiation factor activity; guanyl-nucleotide exchange factor activity
Source: RefSeq, a predicted model, not a curated record